Messenger RNA from Plasmopara halstedii, 1278 nucleotides. Its product is annotated as ribosephosphate pyrophosphokinase. The record is from RefSeq and is a predicted model, not a curated record. The coding region runs from base 1 to 1278 and encodes 425 amino acids. Gene Ontology annotation, molecular function: magnesium ion binding; ribose phosphate diphosphokinase activity. NCBI's taxonomy places the organism in Eukaryota, Oomycota, Peronosporomycetes, Peronosporales, Peronosporaceae. Gene Ontology annotation, cellular component: ribose phosphate diphosphokinase complex; cytoplasm. Gene Ontology annotation, biological process: 5-phosphoribose 1-diphosphate biosynthetic process; purine nucleotide biosynthetic process. The transcript is spliced from 2 exons.
AUGGUCUUUGCAUUUCGUUCUGCAGCUUCGCGACUGACUCCGGCUGUUGCCGUGUUCCUUGGCGGCGCGACACUCGGUACAACACAUUCGAGUGUUGCAUUCGCCGAAGAUAAGCGUGACCUGCGCGAUCUCGAGUUUGGUGUACCGCAUGACCGCAAACGUGUGGACCCAUUCUCGCCAUUCUUUCCGUCAGACAAACAUCCAUGCACGCACGCAGGAAUGUUUAUUCCUGGGUGCCAUGAGCUUAAAAUUUUCUCGGGAUCUUCACACUUUGAGCUAGCCGACGACAUUGCGCGACGUCUUGGUACUAGAGUGGGCAAAAUCAAGUUGGGCCGUUUUGCCGAUGGAGAAGUUCAGGUGCAGGUGGGUGAGAGCGUGCGUGGGAAGGACGUGUAUCUUGUGCAGAGUCUGGCAAGCCCCGUGAAUGACAAUAUUAUAGAGCUGCUUCUCAUGGUCAGUACUAUGCGUCGUGCGAGUGCUAAAAAGGUCACUGUCGUGCUACCCUAUUAUGCGUAUAAGCACCACCGUCGUGCAAACCCGGCUGCAACCAGUCUAAAUUCCAAAUUUAUUCAAAGUCCUGCAGCUGACAUUGCGAAGAUGUUGGAGGUCAUGGGUGUGGACCGCGUCAUUGCUGUAGAUAUGCAGAUGCGCGUUGAAGGCCACGAGGCCUGUUUUUUCAGCUCAGACAUUCCUGUGGAGACUAUUGAGACUAUUAUGGCUGGUGUCGAGUACUUCGCCACUCAGGUGCACCUUCGGCGCCCACUUGUAGUGAUGGCGCCCAACCCGGAGUGCUUAAGGCGCGCACGUAUCUUCCAGACGGGAAUUAACAAGUGGCUUCCGGACUCCCCAGCGCAGUUCGCCGUGUUUUUUCACGGGACGGGCAAAAAGGUCUCGGGAGAAUAUUCUACGGCAGAUAUUGUGGGCGACGUUAAAGGUGCCGAUGUGAUUGUUGUUGACGAUUUGGUUGACACGAGUGAGACUCUGUCUAAGCUUACGAAUCUUGCGCUGAGCAAGGGAGCUCGCAAGGUUUACUGCUUUGCCUCGCAUCCGUUACUUACCGGCGACGCGGAGCGCUUGAUUGACGAGUCAAACGUGUCGCAAGUGGUUGUGAUGGACACAAUACCGGCAAACCCGAAGGCUUUUCACUCGGACAAGCUCAAACGCUUGUCAGUUGCGCCCAUGUUGGCAGAGCUGAUUCAGGCUGAGCACUUUAAGGCGCACUCAUAUAUCGACAAGGUGAAUUCACGCGAGGAUUUCAAGUACGUGCACCAUUAUUAA